Molecule: messenger RNA, 1583 nt
Organism: Mangifera indica (mango)
Lineage: Eukaryota; Viridiplantae; Streptophyta; Magnoliopsida; Sapindales; Anacardiaceae
Product: ethylene-responsive transcription factor RAP2-12-like
Exons: 3
Coding region: 107-1300 (397 amino acids)
Biological process (GO): ethylene-activated signaling pathway; regulation of DNA-templated transcription
Molecular function (GO): DNA binding; DNA-binding transcription factor activity
Source: RefSeq, a predicted model, not a curated record
UACCCCGCAACCAUAAACCCCCGUUUUACUCACUGAAGAAAUUCCAUUUCGGCACUUUAACUUUAAGGCUUGUCAUUUAAGCCCUUUGAUCUAAGCACACGAAACGAUGUGUGGUGGUGCAAUAAUUUCAGGUAUCAUACCGCCGACCGCCAAUCUUCGAUCACGGCGUUUGACGGCGGAGUAUCUUUGGUCGGAGCUGAAGCGAUCAGGAAACAAGAAGUACUCAAAGCCGAUUGUUGACGAUGAUUUCGAGGCUGACUUUCAAGGCUACAACGACGAGGAAGUGAAGUCUGAGCUUGAAGAAGAUGAUGACGUGGACGUUGAUACAGACCUCUUGGCCGAUGUUAAACCUUUCUCUUUCUCAUCUCCUGCUCCUUCUCAGAAAUCUCGUGGAUCUGCAGCUGUAAAAUCUGUGAAGUUAAAUGGACAAACCAAAAGAUCUGCAGAAAGAAAGAGGAAGAAUCAGUACCGGGGAAUCCGGCAGCGUCCUUGGGGUAAAUGGGCUGCUGAGAUUCGUGAUCCCAGGAAAGGGGUCCGGGUCUGGCUUGGCACUUUCAACACCGCUGAAGAAGCUGCCAGAGCUUAUGAUGCUGAGGCACGGAGGAUUCGUGGAAAGAAAGCUAAGGUGAACUUUCCUGAUGAAACUCCCCGUGCUACUCCAAAGCGUUCAGUUAGGAGUAACUCUCAGAAAUCUCUUCCCAAGGAGAACCAAAGUCCUGUUCUGUCAAAUUUGAAUCAAAAUUUCAAUUACUUGAACAACACAGAUCAGGACUACUACAACACUAUGGGUCUUUUGGAGGAGAAGCCACCAAUUAAUGAGUAUGGUUUCAUGGACCCAUUCCCUGUGAAUGGAGACCUUGGUUUCAAGUCCUUUGAGCCUGCGACUGUUGAUACCAAUGUUUACUUCAGUUCUGACCAAGGAAGUAACUCCUUAGAUUGUUCGGAUUUUGGCUGGGGAGGGCAGGGAGUAAAAACUCCUGAAAUCUCAUCUGUUUUGGCAGCCACACCUGAAGUUGAUGAAUAUCAGUUUGUGGAGGAGGGUGCUAAUCCAAUGAAGAAGCUGAAGUCCGAUUCUGAGAAUGUAGUGCCUGUUGAAGAUAAUAAUGCUAAGUCACUUUCAGAAGAGCUCUUGGCUUUUGACAAUCAGAUGAAGUACUUUCAGAAUCCAUAUAUUGAUGGAAGCUGGGAUGCUUCACUUGAUGCCUUCCUCAAUGGUGAUAAUGCACAGGAUGGUGGAAACCCUGUGAACCUUUGGACCUUUGAUGAUGAACUCCCCACCAUGACUGGGGGAGUCUACUGAGCGAACUUUCCCUUGCUUUCUAGUUUUGUAAAUAAAGCUACAUCUUGCAGAAGUGCUUGUCAACUGUGAUGAUGCGGUACAAACUGACGAACAUGCUUAGACCAUAUUCGGAGAGUGUUCUCAGGAGCAUUUAGUAUAAUGGCAGUAUAUGUAUGUAGGUUGCUUUUGACAUUUUGAGACAUUGAAACUUGAGAUUUUAAAAUUUGGUGACUGUAUGAAUGUUUAUGUGUUAUUUGUGAUGAAUUACUGAAACUGGAUGAAUGUCAACUUGGUCUCCAUUCUA